Messenger RNA from Phytophthora sojae, 2346 nucleotides. RefSeq lists its product as hypothetical. The transcript has 2 exons. The coding region runs from base 1 to 2346 and encodes 781 amino acids. The record is from RefSeq and is a predicted model, not a curated record. NCBI's taxonomy places the organism in Eukaryota, Oomycota, Peronosporomycetes, Peronosporales, Peronosporaceae. Gene Ontology annotation, molecular function: protein binding.
AUGCGGCUGUACGUGCACUUCGAGCCGCCGGAGGAGGCGCUGGCGUGGACCAAGCGGCUGAACCUGCCGCCCGUGGAGAGCGCGAGCGCGUGUCCGUCCGUGCGCUCGGUGCUGCGCUGCUUCUUCUCCGCCUACAGCGCCAAGUUCCGCUCCCAAUCCGCUCCCGCCGUCGAGAGCCUCGACGUGUUCGUGGAGUUCAACCAGGACGCGGCCUCCCGCCGUCUGCUGCCGUCCCUGGACGUGUCUGUGGCUGCUGUAGGCGGCUCCGGACCCGACACGCUCAAAUCGCUGCUGAACAGCGGCGAAACGUGCGACUUCGAGCUCGUGGCGGUGCCCCGAGAGCCGCAGCGGAAGGUGCUGGGCCCCGAGCCGCCGCCAGCGCUGCAGACCAAGAAGAAGUGUCCAAUCCAUGCAGGAAGCAGCUCAGAAGACGGCCGAGAACCGAAGCUCCGAGCGGCUUUGGAGCUGGCGGCCACUCUCAUGCAGCAGAGGAAGUUCCGGGCUGCUAGGGAGAUUUAUACGCAGGUUGUGCUGGCUCAGGACGAGCUGAACCCCGAGGCUUUAGUGGCAUUGGGAGAUAUCUUGGUAGCCAAUGGACGGCGCGAGGAAGCGGUGGAGAAGUACUUUAAAAAGUGCUGGAAGGCCCAUGGAGGCGCAGAGUGUGAGUGUAAAGCUCAUGCUAGGCUGGCGUUCACGAGUGCGCUGAGACUGGCGGAGUGUUACGUGGAGAUGGAGAAGUUUCGGAGGGCGGUGGAGGUGCUGGACGAGCUACAGACGUUUUUGAGGGUGAAUAGCGGGACCGGAGCUGGACUGGCGGCGGGGGAAGGCAGACACAAGGCGUUCUUCCGUGAUGCGGAUGAGCGCUUGUGGAUGGAGGAGCAGAUGGACGUAUUGAAGGCGCAGGCGUUGUAUGGCACCAAGAAACCGGACGAGCAGGAGAAGGCUAUAUCAUUGAUCAUGCAUUUGCUGCCGGAUCUGCAGGCGCCGAUGCUGAAUCUGGACGCUUUACUGCUGUACGCCAAGAUUGCACAUGAUCGGGGGAAGAAGAGCGAGGCUUUGAGUAUGGCGUUGCGUGUACUGGUGGGGAAGUCGAACGAUCGAGGGGUAAAGAAGACUCUUGUGGCUUUCCUGAAAGACUCGAGCUCCAUGAAACGUCUGCAGGAUGCGCUGCCGACGGCCAGCGCAUCGGCUGGAGCAGCUUAUGCGUUCAUCGCCACGAUUUUGAAGGACUUUGGCGCAGUGGAGAACAGCGUCGUAUGCUUUCAGCAGGCACAGCUUAGCGACCCGCAAAGUGCGUCGUACGCACUCAAUCAUGCACAUGCGUUGGAAGUUUGUUGUCGCCAUGCCGAAGCCUACGAUGCUUUGGUUUCAUUUUUUCGGGCAAAUCGCACGCUUAGCGUUGGAAGCGGCGAGGGUGGCACUGCAAAGCUUCUCGCUGGGUCAUUCGUGAAGAUCCUUGACCACUUGGACGCUUGGGGCCGCAGUCCUGAAGACAGUUCUGAAUCGUCCAAUAGUGAUGCCAUUGAGUGGAUAUCGGGGCCUGAAGGGUACGCGAAGGUGACUCCAAAGUCUGGUUCAACCGUACCAAGUGUAAACGUAGCGCCAUUGAGCCUUCACACGGUGCAAGCCAACAAGAAGGCAGCUUUGCCAGAGGCAGAGCUAGAUCUGCUCGCUUGCUUCUUCACUGUUGUAAAAAUACUGUUUGUGAACGGGCGAUUGUCCGUAUUGCCAUCUCUCAUUCGAGUGCUGGAGCCGCUCCGUCUCGGGCGCGAGCUGCACCAGACGACGAUUCGAAAUGAGCAAGCCUACUACGCCUGCAUCGCACAACUUCUCUCCAUCGAAGACGCACUCGAGCUUAACCCUCCCCUCUCGACCCCCGACACCACGGCGAAUGCCAUUUAUGUAUGCGGUGAUUCACACACGCUCGCUACUGCGUGGCGUAAGAUUCAAGUCCACAAGCAACCCACACUCCUACGACCGGCGCUGGUAACAGGGCUCAAGCAUUGGCACCUCCGGAAGGAGUCCACAUUCUACCCGAAGCUCAACUUUUGGCGUGUCAUCGCGAAUAUUCCCAGUCGGUCCCGAGUUGUCUUCUUGUUUGGAGAAAUCGACUGCCGCGAAGGAAUUCUCGAUGCUGUUGAAAAGUGCAAAUACGAGUCAAUCAAGGAAGGAAUGGAGCACACGAUCGGUAUAUUCAUGGAGUCGUUAGCAGACGUGGUAGGUAAGUACGAGUUUGACGUCUACAUGCACCCGGUAGUACCGGUGUUGGAUGAGACGCGCGCACUGGUGAUUCAGUACAACCAGCUCUUUCGGAAACAAGUUGCCAAAAGCACAAUCUGCAAGUGA